AUGGCUCGCACAAUCGCAGUUCUCGGGUCUACUGGACAACAAGGCGGAGCAGUUGCCCGAGCUUGUCUCAAAGAUGGCUGGAAAGUUCGUGGCCUCACCCGCAAUACGAGUGGGAAAGGAGCUCAAACUCUAGCUGGCGAGGGUGCAGAAAUGGUCUCGGCGGACAUCGACGACCUUGACUCGCUAGUGAAAGCAUUCGAAGGUGUCCAAGCGGUCUUCUGCCUUACCAACUUUUGGGAGCUGCUUUUCAGCGGCAAGAGCGCAGACGAAGCCGACAAGGCCGAAGCAAAUCAGGCCUACAAUGUCGCUCUUGCUGCCUCAAAGACACCUACCCUGGAGCACUACCUCAUGUCCACCCUCCCCAACGCCACCGAGCUCACCAAAGGCGAACGGCGGGUGCCACACAUGGAUUACAAAAGCGGUGUCGACGAGCGCAUCAAGAAGGAGCUCCCAAACCUAGCAUCCAAGACGACCUUCAUCUGGAUGGGCUGGUACAGCUCAAACAUGGCAAACAUGUUCUUCUGCCGUCCGAUGGAGGUCCCGCAAACUGGCAAGUAUCUCUGGACGCAGCCAUCCCGCGCUGAUGCCCUUUUGCCUGUCUCCGGGAACGUGACCACCAAUCUGGGCCGCUUCGCUGUCGCCGUUCUCGCCCAUCCAGACAAGACCCGUGGCAUGUACGUCGAUGUGCGUACGAACCUCAUGACUUUCACCGAUAUCCUCAAGGUCUGGUCGGAAGUCACUGGUAAAGAAGCGGUGUAUAUGCCCAUUGCACCUGAGGCGUUCAACAAGCUCUAUGGUCCAGCUGGUGUCGAAAUGAGCAUGCAAUAUCAAUCUGGAGAGCUCUGGGGUGAUUGGGAACGCUUGAAGGGCGAUGCUAUGGUCCAGCCAGGCGAUAUUGGCAUCAGCAAAGACCAGCUUGUUGAUCUCCGUGGUGAUUUGGAGAUACUGAAGGCUAAGCUGUUGUAG
This is a messenger RNA of Saxophila tyrrhenica, 966 nucleotides long. RefSeq lists its product as uncharacterized. The record is from RefSeq and is a predicted model, not a curated record. Lineage: Eukaryota; Fungi; Ascomycota; Dothideomycetes; Mycosphaerellales; Extremaceae. Gene Ontology annotation, cellular component: nucleus. The transcript has 2 exons. The coding region runs from base 1 to 966 and encodes 321 amino acids.